GGGGAGGAGAAAACGGUUUUAAAAGGCUCAACUGAAUUGAGGACUUGAAACUGUUGGGAUGGCUGGACUCAAGGCGCUAUGGGUGGCGGUGCUACUGCUGGUGGUGCAUGAGGUGUCCUCACAGCUAAAUGUGUGUGGUCGGGCUCCACUCAACACCAGGAUCGUUGGAGGAGUGGAUGCUGCUCCGGGCACCUGGCCCUGGCAGGCCAGUUUGCACACGUCUGGCCCCUUCUGUGGGGGGUCUCUGAUCAACAAUCUGUGGGUGCUGACCGCUGCCCACUGCUUCCCCACAACUGACACGACAGGUUUCACGGUCUUCCUGGGCCGUCAGGACCAGGCGGGCAGCAACCCCAACGAGCAGUCCCGGACCAUCUCCAGGAUUGUCUGUCACCCCGAUUACAGUGGGUCCAACAACGACAACGACAUCUGCCUGCUGGAGCUCUCCUCGGCUGUCACCUUCACAGACUACAUCGCGCCCGUCUGCCUGGCCGCGGACGGAAGCACUUUCAACAGCGGCAUCAUCAACUGGGUCACUGGCUGGGGCACCACCUCGUCUGGAGGUUCAGCCGCGGACAUCCUCCAGGAAGUGGACCUGCCCAUAGUGGGCAACAGGGAGUGUAACUGCAGCUAUGGCCUAAUCACCAACAACAUGAUCUGCGCUGGAUUGUCGGCUGGAGGGAAGGACUCGUGUCAGGGUGACUCUGGUGGUCCUCUUGUAGUCAAACAGGGUGUGCAGUGGGUCCAGUCGGGAGUGGUGAGCUUUGGUCAAGGAUGUGCCUUGCCCAACUUCCCUGGAGUAUACGCCAGAGUAUCCGAAUAUCAGGCUUGGAUCAACGGUAUCAUCACCACCAACCAGCCCGGCUUCGUUGACUUCCGAUCCGCGGGAAUCAACAGCGACGCCACCUUCAACUGUGGCGACCCUCCAUCCGGCCCAGUCACCGCCUCACCGACCGCCCCCGCACCGUUGACGUGCGGCAGCGCCCCCAUGAACACCCGCGACAGCAGGGGGCUGGUGCAGUCCGCCGGUGUGUGGCCCUGGAUCGCUAGCCUGCAGGUCAACGGCACGCACAUGUGCGGCGGCACCCUGGUGACUGCGGAUGCCGUCCUGAGCGACGCCUCGUGCUUCACCAUGUACCCCAAUGCCUCCUAUUGGACGGUUGAGUUGGGCCGCCGGAAUCUGAACGGCCCCAACUCCUUCAACAUCACCCUGGGGGUGAAAUCCAUCACCCUCAGCAAUCUCACCGGAGACAACAUCGCCGUGCUCAUGCUGUCCAGUGCACCGAGGCUCUCGGACUACAUCCAGCCCAUCUGUCUGGACCAGGGGAUGGGCAGCUUCCUGAACAACACUUACUGUUGGAUGGCAGGCUGGGGCAUGGGCCAGGGAGGCGCCCAAGAAACCCUGCAGGAGUUCAACACCACGGUGGUGGGUUGUAGCAACACGUCAUCCAGUGACUACAUCUGCACCGAAGCGCUGACUGUGAGAAUGGGUGACGCCGGCGGCCCCCUGAUGUGCAAGAGCGGCAACUCUUGGACCCAAGUGGCCGGGCUUCCCUACGUCAUGGGCAACAGCAGCAUGGUGCGCUCAGAGAGAGCCGCCGACCAGUCCACGUUCACCUCCACAACGCGAUUUGUUGGCUUCCUGAGGGAAACUCUGGGGAGCCUGCCGUCCCCCGCCAACGUCACCACAACCUCCGCCCCCACCACCACCGGAGGGAAGUAUGUGAUCAUGUAA
This is a messenger RNA of Gadus morhua (Atlantic cod), 1732 nucleotides long. RefSeq names its product transmembrane protease serine 9-like. The transcript has 11 exons. NCBI's taxonomy places the organism in Eukaryota, Metazoa, Chordata, Actinopteri, Gadiformes, Gadidae. The record is from RefSeq and is a predicted model, not a curated record. Bases 59 to 1732 code for a protein of 557 amino acids. Gene Ontology annotation, molecular function: serine-type endopeptidase activity. Gene Ontology annotation, biological process: proteolysis.